UGUGAAUUGCACAAGGCACAGACGUAUACAAAACAUUUCGGGGUGUUGUAAGAAGGCCGCUGAGAAAAGAGAAAAAAAUUAUUACAAUUAUCAAUUUUUAGGAAAUUUCUAAUCAAUCUGAGUGCAAGUGAUGUUAUAAAAUGUUGCGUUUAAUUAAUGUUACUGCCUAAUAUUGUGCACGCAAGACUGAUACAAUUUUUCAACGCGUAAACGCGAUGAGCGAAAAAAACUUUGAAUUGAACGACGAAAAAAGAGUGAAAUAAUGGCGGCUGAGUAUUCAAAUGCAUAUAAGAUUAAUAGUCACAGUAAAUCGUCAACAAAAAGUCGAUUUUGGAACAGAUCGUUUCACAUUCUAUCAAGUGAAAAUAAAAUAAAUGCAAAUAUCGAUGAAAUGAAACACAAAUGGAGUCACUCACUACAAAUGAAUUUUGCAGGACUUUACAAUAAUAAAUCUAAUGGAAAUGAAAAUGAUGAAAAUAAUAAGAAAAUUAUUAUUAACAAUAAUAAUAGUGAAAAUAUUAUAUGUAGACUAGACCGGAAAGAGAAAUAUGCGGAGUUUAAUAUCGCAAAUAGGAGUAGAUGUAAUUGGAAAAGUUUUUUGGCCUCCAUAAUUAUAGUCCUGCUGCAUCUGACAACAUCGGUUGAAUGUCUUCAAGCUAGACAGGAAGCUUCCUCAAAUUGUGUAUUUCCUCAGCAAUGGGAAGGCUCGUGGUUUCAGUCAGGAGUUCCACAAACAAUAAAUAUUCAAGGGUCAAAGAUGAGCAAUCGUGGUGAUUGUAUAGCAAGUGAUGGUGAUAAGUUCCUCAUGCGAGACAAGCGAUGUCAUCGAUGUGUAGUCAUCUAUGAGAAACAUAAGAAUGUUUUACAAUAUAAAGAAAGUGAGUGUGAAGAAAUGGACCAUUUUAAUCCAUCAGCGUUAUCAAGCCGUAGCAUUAUUAAAAGUGAUCAAAUUAGGGGGGUUGCAUUAUCAUCCCAUUCCAACAUGAGCGGAAAGUUAUCGGCAUCGGAUCAAUUAUAUAGAUCCCAUGACGAUAGAAUUAUUAAAGAUGAUUGUAUGGGUUGUAGAGGACGUGAAACGUUGCAAAACUUAUGUGAUCAAAUACCAGGAGAUGCUCUUCUUUAUAGUAUGUUCAAAGUUGAUGCGGACCCCAUUAAAUGUCCUAUAAAAGGUUCAUAUUUAUUUACAUAUAAUCGUGGUCAUGGGGAAUGCAAAAGUCCUGUGUCGAAUGUUGAGAGCUGCACAGAGGAUAGUAGAAUGUUACUUAGUUUUCAAGCUUGUCCCGAUGUUCCAGGAACUGAGAGUACAGUUGAGGAAUUGACGUGUUUGGCAACAUGGAAAGACGGUAAUGCACGCUUUUUAGUUGGUCUCAUAUCACAUAAUCAUGCCACAUCAAACGAAGAACGAUAUCGAUGUUUCGUGUAUGAGAAAAUAAGCGGCAAACGCGACGAUUUGCCGAAAGAUGCUGAAUAUAAGUUAGCUCAAUCUGGUGAUGCAACGUGCAAUGGACUGGAAAGUGCUGAAGUUGGGUCACGUAUAAUGACACUAAGGAAAGCACCUCCUGUUGAGCGCUGUGAUUUUCCAUCAUGGAUCAGGCAUCAGAAGCAUUGGCAUACGCUUUCAGGAAGUGUUACUUACACAUUUCAUCAAAAUGAUGGAUCGAUGCACAUAGUUAAGCAGAAUGGAUAUUUAGAAACGAGAGUACUCUGCGAGCAAAUCAAUAAACAGACGCCGAAUGAAAUGAUGGCAGUUGUUGAAAAAACUACUGGAUGCAAGUCAAGAUUUGUGUGUGUAAUGUUUUAUCGUCGUAGUCCACAUGUAGCAGAACUACAGAUGGGUAUUCCGACGGACCGAUUAGAACAUGCUUGCGCAAUGAAUCAUUCUGAUACAUCACGAUUGCCAUUCAUUACACUUUUGGCAUCAAAUCCCGAUCCAGAAAUUUGUCCACUUGAUGGCUCUUAUACAAUACGAGGACUUAUAAGUCCACCAUAUAGCACUUCACGUCAUAAAAGAAACCAUAAUUCAAAGCUACACAACAAUCAUCAUCAUCUUCUUCAUGAUUUAUCAUCGUUAGACGGUAGCAGUAAUAUCUUUAGCAGCAGCAUCAGUAGAAUAGCAGCGAAUAACAAUUUUAAAGCACAUACGUCAUUGAGCUUUAGGAAUGAAGACGAUUCACUUAAAAGUUGGCAUUUAAAUGAUCGUAAUAAAUCAUUGCGACAACGACGUUCUCCCGUGCAACUGCAGCAGAAAAAUGAACAACAUCUACGUAAAAUAGAAUUGAAUGAAUCUGACAGUGAAAAUUCAAUUGAAAUUGCACCAAGAAAUGCAUUCAUUGAUGUGUCAGACGAUGGAAGUGAUGUGACUGACAUCAAUAACGAUGAAGUCAUUAAAUUGGUUCGCAAUAAGCGCAAUAAUAAUGAUAAUCUAGAUAAAAUAAGUAAUGGCUUAGAUAUAAUGUCAAAUGAUGGAAUGAAAGCCAAUAGCAAUGACCCAUCACGAAGUCGACGUGAUACAACAAUAAAUUGUGGUAGCAGUGUAAAUACAAAGUCGAGACAAUUGAACAUUGGAUGUUCCGUUGAAAAUAAAAUUGAUGUCUCACCACAAUGCAUUGGCAAUGAUGAUAUGGAAGAAGAGUAUACCUGUCAUGGUUCCUGGCGUGAAAAUCAAACAACUUUCAUUAUUGCACGACACACAAAAUAUGUUGUGUGCAUUAGCUUUAAGCAAUUAACGACUGAUACAGCUCAAUUAUAUAUUGGUGAUUCAUGCUUUCGCGAGAAUCAGAGCCCGGAAGUUUUGGCAGAGCGUCAAUAUUCUUUAGCAAAUCUAACCAAUGUUGGACAUCAAUGCGGGGACAUCAAUUCUUCCAUUAAACUUAAAUUUAAUUGGCAUAUAUUAAGCUUAGCAUUUAUACCAUGGUUAUCAAUGUACUUCAAAAUAAUCAGUUGAUUUGUUUCGUACUAUUAUCAUUAAAACAGCAAUUAUGAUGAAACGAGAGAAUGAGUUUUUUUUUUGGUAUAUGUAAAACCAAAGAGAAUAAUGUGCUAUAUGAAUGCUAGACAUACUGCAAAGAAAAUGAAAGAAAGAUUAUGUUGAUUCUUUUUUAUUAAAAGCAGAACAAUGAAAAAAUUUUGUAUAUAUGAAAUGACGACUAUUGAGUCAUUGACAAGUUAAUAAUGAAUACAAAAGUGAAGUAAAUUUGUUUAAACUGUUUUUUAUAUGUCAAAAAUGAAGAAAAGAAAUUACAUUUUAAGAGAUUAAAAAUAUGGAAAAGUGAUAUAUUUGAGGUAAUAUGAAAAUAAUAAAGAAUAUGUAGUUUAGAAAGAAACAUUUAAAAUGAAAGUGUGUAGUGGAUGAUAAAAGGAAACUAGAUAAUUAAAGAAAAAGUACUUAAGGACAUUAGGUGUAAAAAAAUUAUCGAUAUUUUCUUCAUGAAAUUACAUUUAAUGGAAAAUUGUGUCAUAAAGCAACAGGAACCACAAGAGUGAGCAGAAAAAUUUAUGUUUAGCAGAAAAAAAAAUUAAUUUUCAAAUGGAUGUCAAGGGAUGUACACAAAAUGAACACAUAAUUUCUUCUAUGUUUUGAUGUAAUUAAAAUUACUGCAAUUCAGUUGAUUUUAAUGUUAAUGUGUUGCCAUAUAAGAGUCAAAUGGAAGUUUGUUGCUUCUGUUUGUUACAAGGUCGAGAUACUUAGGUAAUAACGAAAGUAAUUUUAUUUGCUUAAAUAUCUACGUUUACUAUCCCUAAGUGACUCUAUAGAAUUUCGUUUUUUUUGUUCCGAGGUAAAAAUUGAUCGAUUAAAAUUAAAUAAAAAGAAAAUUACCUUUUUUUUAAGAAGUUUAAUCAUUUUAAUAGGAUUUUUAUUUCAUAUCCGUACUUAAGAUUUGGUUGUUAAUUGAAAAUCGUACUUAAAAAUUGGUGUAUCUAAAACAUCUAUCCCAAUAUCCUAGCAGUUUAUGCCCUUGGGGUGUCAAGUAAGAUCUUGAGCUAUUAUUAAAGUGUCAAAAAAUAAAUAUUUUUUUGCCCUUUAUCCUGUAAUUUUGUCAUUGAAAUGCUUCAUCUAAUCAAAAACACUUUUCACUAAUGACCUAAAAGUUGUUCUCUGUAUUUCAUUUAAUUUAAAGCAACUUCAUCUCUUUAUACUUAGAAAAAAGAUUGUAAACUUCAUAAAAAUUAUCCCUUACUUAUUUUUCAUGUAAGUAAAACUAUAAGAAAUUAAAACAAAAAAAGUUUAAUUUUUCUACUUCUUCUUAGCAAUAGACAACAAAUUAAAUCAUCGAAUCAUAAAGAGAUAAAAAUUGAUAUUGAAUUGUUAAAUAGAAAAUAAAUGCUUGAUGAAUAAAUGAAAAUUAUAAUAAUUAUUCAUGAUACGACGAAAUCGAAUUGGUGAUACUAGAAAAUAUUUUGCAAGUAUAUAAAUAAUGAUAAUUACACAGAUGAAACCGUAAGGCUUUCAUGAUAAAAGAAAAGAAAAAUGUAAAAAAAUGUAAUUAAAAUAAUUUUAUAUUCUGAUCAGAAUUUUAAAAUAUUUCUGAAGGGGCAAACCUCAAUUCAUUGUCGAUUGUGUAAUUAAAUUAAAAUUUUCAAUAAUUUUCUAUCGAAUUUAAUGUAAUUAUUGCAAAAGAUGAAAAGAGUUUUAAAGUUGAAAUUUGAAUUUUAAAGUAUUGAGGUGAUAACAACACCUACAAUUUUAAUUCGAAUUUCACUAUUGAAACUCUUUUUUAUUACACCAAAUCUGUUAAUUAGAGCAAAAGUUAAAAGAUGAUUCUCAUAAAGUGAAUAAAUUCAUACUAAGUUAUGAAUGAUCAGGAAAAAAUCACAACUUAAGUAUGAUUUUAUUUGAUUUCAUAAGAAUAAUAAAUUGUUAUUGUUAUCAUUAUAAGAAAAGUCAAUUCAAUGCCUAGUAAAAGAACUUUUUGAUAUAUUAAGCAAAAAAAAUUAAAUGGUUAUAAUCAUUUUAGAUAGCAAAAGUGAAAUAAAUUAAAGCUUAUUUUCAGAAAAUCGAAAGAUUCUGAUUGGAAUAUAAUCUUAAUUUUUAAUAAUUAAGGAUAAAGAAUAAACAAAUAAUUGUAAAAAUUUUGAGUAAGAAAAUAAACGGUUGUAAAAAAGUUAUUACUGAUUAUUAAAG
Molecule: messenger RNA, 5122 nt
Organism: Chironomus riparius
Lineage: Eukaryota; Metazoa; Arthropoda; Insecta; Diptera; Chironomidae
Source: the annotation of a GenBank genome assembly